Gadus morhua (Atlantic cod) is the source of this 4064-nucleotide messenger RNA. RefSeq names its product selenocysteine insertion sequence-binding protein 2. The transcript has 17 exons. Gene Ontology annotation, molecular function: mRNA 3'-UTR binding; ribonucleoprotein complex binding; selenocysteine insertion sequence binding. Gene Ontology annotation, cellular component: mitochondrion; ribonucleoprotein complex. Bases 423 to 3179 code for a protein of 918 amino acids. Gene Ontology annotation, biological process: selenocysteine incorporation. The record is from RefSeq and is a predicted model, not a curated record. Lineage: Eukaryota; Metazoa; Chordata; Actinopteri; Gadiformes; Gadidae.
UUUCGAUAUUUCUUUGCACAUUUUAGGGAAUACUCUAUAUGUGUUCUCUUUGUCGUCGUCUUUGUUAUUCUUUUCAUGUUCUCCAUUCUCUCUCCGAGGAUUGUUGACCGGCACAUAGAGCACAUAGGAUGUGAGAGAAAGGAUAUUGCGUUCUGGUAUUACGGGAUAACGCUCUGAUCCAGGGUCCUCUCCCAGCCCGUCUGUGACCUAUGGAACCAGGAGGCUAAUGUUGACAGCUAGCGGCUGUUGUUUAAGAUACAUGCUAAUGUUAGCCAACUUCCCCUGCACUGUGGCUAGUUGAGGUGUUAGUUCAGCCAAGAUUUGCCCGCUUAGACACUUUUCCGGAUUGCAAAAUGAAUGCCAACUGACCACCAGCCGGCGUGCUGUCGAAGAUAGUGAGCCGUCUACUCAACACAGUGAGCAUGGAGCCGUGGGAGAGGACCGACACCCGGGCAGCACCCAUCUCCCUCACUAGUCCCUACGUCACCAAUCCGAGGACCAGUCCGUUGUUUAUGAGCCCGGGACAGAAGUCUGACAGGACUGAGGGAGGGACUGAGGGGAGAGGAGGGAGGCCAGGCAGGAAUGGGCCCAGCAACCCUGGGGACCGACGGAACAGGAACGAUGCUGACAGAUGGACUCGUGACCGACGGACGGGCGACACUGGGGACCGACGGACCAACGACGAAGGCCCCCUGCCGCACAGCGCCUCGUCUAGAUGGGAUCCACAAACCAAGAGAACGAGGCACCCAAGUGAACCCCAGUUUAAGGACCGAAGGUUUGGCCAGAGAUCCCCGGACGGAGCAGCAAGAGCUCCGAGGGGCCCCAGGUCCGCCCCCGGCCCUGCACGGAGCCACGGGGGCCCUCCGCGCACAGAGCCGCCCGUCAGGGGCCCUCCCCACGGGGGCCGGCCCCACGCCAGCCGGGUCACCUUCGAGGUCAAGAUGGCCGAUUUCCCUGAGCUGGCCGCCGCAACGCCAGGAACCUCUGCCCCGCCCGCCCCGAGCUGGGGCCAGAAGCCUCUCACCCAGGGGCCCCCCUCCCAGGGGCCCCCCUCCCAGGGGCCCCCCUCCCAGGGGCCCCCCUCCCAGGGUCCCCACACCCGGGGGCCCCACACCCAGGGGCCUCACACCCAGGGGCCUCACACCCAGGGGCCUCACACCCAGGGUCCCGGGUCUUCUAACAAGACACAGUCCGUUAACGAGAGGCCGGCAGGAAGUCCAGGCCCACGCAGACACGCCCGUGAUGUCAGACCUGUGUCAGCGUCUCGCUCCCCUGACGGGGGAAGGCUCCAUGCUGUGAAACCAGGCCCUGUGAAGGCCUCCUCGGGGGGCCUGGAGAGACCGGCCUCUGCCUCCACCUCCUCGGGGGGCCUGGAGAGACCGGCCUCUGCCUCCACCUCCUGGGCCAAUGUGGCCUCCCAGCCUCCGAGGAAACCCGCCCCGAGAGAGGACCCCUUCACUGCCGCCCAGGUACCCACCCAGGAGGAGCAGGAGGACGGCUCGUCGGAGAGGAAGAAGAGGAAGAGGAAGAAGAAGCCCCCCCGGACCUCGGAGGAGGAGCCUGAGGAGCCGACGCCCCUCCAGGAGCCGCCCAAGUUUGAGGACGAGGAGGAGUUCCCAGACCUGGGCCGUCCCUCGGCUGGAGCCUCCAGACCAACGGCCAGCAGCACCACGGCCCCCCCGGGGACUCAGAAAACUGAGAAGGCCUCUGGGAAGAAGAGCAAGGUUCCUCUGCAGCUGGACAUCGGCACCAUGCUGGAGGUGCUGGAGAGGAAGCAGCAAUCCCAGAAGUCCAAACACGAUGCCAAGCCUCUCUACAUGUCAGUGGGAGGAGCCUGUCCCGUGAGUCUGAAGCAGCCAUUGGUCCAGAAGAAGGGGGCGUGGCAGCAGGACAAGUUUGCGCACAACCCCCUCGACUCGACGGUGGUGGUGAAGAAGGGCAAGCAGAGGGAGGUGCCCAAGGCCAAGAAACCCACCCAGCUGAAGAGGGUGAUCCUAAAGGAGCGAGAGGAGAGGAAGCAGAACCGGCUGCUCCAGGAGAGGGUGGUGGACCCCAACCAGGACCCCAGACCGGACCAGGACAGGGCUGUGGACCCCCACCAGGACCCCAGGCCGGACCAGGACAGGGCUGUGGACCCUCACCAGGACCCCAGGCCGGACCAGGACAGGGCUGUGGACCCCCACCAGGACCCCAGGCCGGAUGAACCCUCAGCCGGAGAGCAGGCCCUGAGCGGGGACACGGGGGAGGAGCCAGCGGACCAGAGACACCUGGCCGACUCAGACGCUGAGGAAGAGCGAGAGGAGGAGGAGCAGCAGCAGGAGGAGGAGGAGGAGGAGGAGGUGGAGGAGGUGGAGGAGGUGGAGGAGGUGGAGGAGGAGGAGGAGCCUGAGGGACAGCCAGAGGAGCCGGCCACUGUGGAGCCCCUCCCCCCCCCCACCCCCCACAACCCGCCCAAAAUCCACAGCAGGAAGUUCAGAGACUACUGCAGCCAGGUCCUGAGUAAGGAGGUGGAUGAGUGUGUGAGUGCACUGCUACGCGAGCUGGUGCGUUUCCAGGACCGGCUCUACCAGAAGGACCCCAUGAAGGCGCGCAUGAAGAAGCGUCUGGUCAUGGGUCUGCGCGAGGUCCUCAAGCACCUGCGGCUCGGCAAGGUCAAGUGUGUCGUCAUCUCGCCCAACUGUGAGAGGAGCCAGUCCAAAGGUGGUCUGGACGAGGCGCUCCACACCAUCAUAGAGACGUGCCGGCAGCGGGCCGUGCCCUUCGUGUUCGCCCUCUCCAGGAAGGCCCUGGGCCGCUGUGUCAACAAGGCCGUGCCCGUCAGCCUGGUGGGCAUCUUCAACUACGACGGGGCGCAGGACUUCUACCAUAAGAUGAUCGAGCUGUCCUCAGAGGCCAGGAAGGCGUACGAGGAGGUGCUGGAGCGCGUGGAGCUGGGGGGGCCGCCGGAGGAGGAGGGGGUGGAGGAGGACCCAGGACAGCAGCGCCUCCGCCCUGGUGCCCCCCCUCCCCCCCCGGCCCGGGUGGAGGAGGUGGAGGAGAAGGAGGAGCCAGAGUACAUUAAGCUGUGGAGGAAGAUGCUGGAGAAUGAUUGCAGUCACCCAUUCCUGAACUUUGAGGAGCAGCUGGGCUCGCUGCGUCUGGACGGAGAAGAACCGCGGGAGCGAGCUGAGCAGAGCUGACCCUGAGCCACACCCCCCCCCGCCCCCUUCCCCUUCCCCGUGCCUGGUGGUAUAGAGACCACGGCGUCCUGAUGGCGUCCUGAUGGCGUCCUUCUGGGCGUGGCCGAGGAGCCCCCCAGCCCCUGAGCGUCGCCGCCCCCCUCUGAGAGACGCUACUGCUGAGGGUCUCAGUGUCAGACGAUGAAACGUGAAUCAAACAUGACCUGUUUAAUCAGAUGAUGAUAUAUUUUAUAUAUAAAUAUAUAUACACACCGGGAUCGUAAUCACACAGUUUAAUCCUAUCAGCACCAAACCGACAACGUUUUGUAGUUGGACGUCAGCUGGGACCAAACGGUGACAAAGCUCUGGAGUUAAUCUCUCUGGGUCCCGCGUGGACCAGGGCCGCCACGGAACGCCGCGACCCAACGCCGCGACCCACGCCGCCACGGAACGCCUCGCCAAUCAUGGGAAUGCGCCGUUACCGAGAAAAUGUGAUUUAUCAGAGAACGAGUGAUAAUGGUGGCCUUCAACACACACACUCAAACACACACAUACACACACACACUGACACAGUCAGAGCUCUACAUUCUGAUCUCUAGGGAGAAAUGAUAACUUUCUGGUAGACCGUGGUCUCUUUUCUUUCAGUCGUUCUUAUCCAAUCAUGUUCCACGGGGCUUCUGUUUUCUGGAUACGGCUGAAUGCUCAACCAAUCAGCACCCAUUAAGUUUAGCACUGCAAAUAGCUUUCCAAUUGCUCCCAACGACCACCUUGACUACCUAACCACUGAGCUUUCACCUUAUGAUUGUAUGAUGAUUUUUAGAGACUGUUUUUUUCCUGGUUGAUUUACUUUGUGAUUUUGUUUUCUGCAACUCUGAAUAUGUGCAUUAAAGGUGUAAUGUGCAGGGU